ACGACCAUGUCCACCGACGAAACUCGCUCGCCACCACAGCCUGGUCCUCUUCUGUCCGAUAUAGCUGUCUUGAGAUCUUUCAUCGAGCAAGACGAGCAAGAAGGCGCCGAUCCUGACAUCGCAGAGCUCCUUAGACACCUGGAGACUGCGGAAGGUAUCGCGGCAGGCGUGGAGAGUCAGGUGGAUGAGAUCAUAGGCAACCUGGACGAGAUACUGGGCACGCUGGAGGCGCAUGAGCAGGCGACGAUUUCCAAUCGCGAGAGUACCAUCAUACGGCGAGGCGACACGGUCGUGCAGGAAGAACAGGCUACUGUCGUGGUCACAGAGAGCGUGGAAGUCCAGGACGGCAGCAAUGAGCAGAAGGCAGACUAAUAUGACCCAGGGCUCACUCAGUCAUCGUCCAUAGGGCAGGUUUCGUGCACUUUGCUCGGUUUGUACAGUCCUCGGCGCAUCGAUUCAAGUUGCAUUCGAGGUGCUCACUCAGGGUAAUUCUAGAGUCAAUUGCGCAUCCUUUGACAAUGUCCCUUGCGCUGUGGCUGCUGUCCAGCUUCUCUCGAAUCUCCCUGAGCCAGAGGAGCAAACAAUCCACAUCGCGUCAAGACCGACAGUU
Laetiporus sulphureus 93-53 is the source of this 610-nucleotide messenger RNA. RefSeq lists its product as uncharacterized. The coding region runs from base 7 to 372 and encodes 121 amino acids. The record is from RefSeq and is a predicted model, not a curated record. NCBI's taxonomy places the organism in Eukaryota, Fungi, Basidiomycota, Agaricomycetes, Polyporales, Laetiporaceae. The transcript has a single exon.